UCAGUCAGAGGCGGCGUGGGGAGUGCUGGGAGCUGUUGCAGCGUGCCGGGAGCUGAGUUUGUAAAAAUGGAAUUUCAAGCCGUAGUGAUGGCAGUUGGAGGGGGAUCUCGGAUGACAGACCUGACUUCCAGCAUUCCCAAACCUCUGCUUCCAGUUGGGAAUAAACCUUUAAUUUGGUACCCAUUGAACCUGCUUGAGCGUGUUGGAUUUGAAGAAGUCAUUGUGGUUACAACCAGGGAUGUACAAAAGGUUCUUUGUGCAGAAUUCAAGAUGAAAAUGAAACCAGAUAUUGUGUGUAUUCCUGAUGAGGCUGACAGGGGAACUGCAGAUUCUCUGCGCUACAUAUAUUCAAAACUUAAGACUGAUGUGCUCGUCCUGAGCUGUGAUCUGGUAACAGAUGUUGCCUUACAUGAGGUCGUGGACCUAUUUAGAGCUCAUGAUGCAUCUCUUGCCAUGUUGAUGAGAAAAGGCCAGGAUGGCCUAGAACCAGCUCCAGGUCAAAAAGGGAAAAAAAAAGCAGUGGAGCAGCGUGACUUCAUUGGAGUGGACAGCACAGGAAAGAGGCUGCUCUUCAUGGCUAAUGAAGCGGAUUUGGAUGAAGAGCUGGUCAUUAAGGGAUCCAUCCUGCAGAAGCACCCUAGAAUACGUUUCCACACAGGCCUUGUGGACGCCCACCUCUACUGCUUGAAAAAAUACGUUGUGGAUUUCCUAGUAGGAAAUAGUUCAAUCACUUCCAUCCGGAGUGAACUGAUUCCAUACCUGGUGAGAAAACAGUUCUCCUCAACUUCCUCACAACAGGAACAAGAAGAAAAAGAGGAGGAUCCAAAGAAAAAGGAGCUGAAAUCCGUGGAUAUUUACAGUUUUAUAAAAGAAGCCAAUACACGUCUGCCUUAUGAUGCUUGCUGGAAUGCCUGUCAAGGAGACAAGUGGGAAGAUUUGUCCAGAUCACAGGUGCGCUGCUAUGUCCACAUCAUGAAAGAAGGCCUCUGUUCGCGAGUGAGCACCCUAGGACUCUACAUGGAAGCAAACAGACAGGUGAAAAGAUGGGUUCAGAAGAGGAAUCAUGGGAGUUCCUGUUCCAGAAAUAGACUGAACCUUUUGCCUUACUUCUUCAUUAGUGACCAAACCUCUUUCUUCAAGGUACCAAAAUUGCUGCCUGUUCUCUGUCCAGAAGAAUCACUGAUCCAUUCAUCAGCCCAGAUUGUCAGCAGACACUUGGUUGGAGUUGAUAGCCUCAUUGGGCCAGAUACACAGGUUGGAGAGAAAUCAUCCAUUAAGCACUCUGUCAUUGGUUCAUCCUGUGUCAUAAAAGAUAGAACAACUAUCAUGAAUUGCCUUCUCAUGAACUCAGUCACCGUGGAGGAAGGAAGCAGCAUUCAGGGUAGCAUCAUCUGCAACAAUGCUGUGAUCGAGAAGGGAGCAGACAUCAAGGACUGCCUAGUUGGAAGUGGACAAAGGAUCGAAGCCAAAGCCAAAAGAGUAAACGAAGUGAUCGUGGGGAAUGACCAGCUCAUGGAGAUCUGAGUUCUAAGGAAGUCAGAAUCCUUCCUCUUAGCCCCGAAAACUGCAGAUGUUGGCUGGCCCACCUGUUUGACUCUGUAUUUAUUUCCCAAUAAAGAUGGGUUUCCAAAGGCA
Messenger RNA from Choloepus didactylus (southern two-toed sloth), 1635 nucleotides. RefSeq names its product eukaryotic translation initiation factor 2B subunit gamma (gene EIF2B3). Gene Ontology annotation, molecular function: guanyl-nucleotide exchange factor activity; translation initiation factor activity. Gene Ontology annotation, biological process: cytoplasmic translational initiation; biosynthetic process. Lineage: Eukaryota; Metazoa; Chordata; Mammalia; Pilosa; Megalonychidae. Gene Ontology annotation, cellular component: eukaryotic translation initiation factor 2B complex; guanyl-nucleotide exchange factor complex. The record is from RefSeq and is a predicted model, not a curated record. The transcript is spliced from 12 exons. Bases 67 to 1524 code for a protein of 485 amino acids.